UAAACCGACCAAGCAUCAUUCAUUCAUCGAAUGAGUGAGUGAAUUCCGGCAUGGUAUGGCAUGGCAUUGUCCACUCAUCGUCCAUGCAUCCAUCCAUCCAGAUCCAUCCAUCCACCCACGGUCUCAUUGUCUUGACAAACAUCAGUCAAUCAAUCAGCCAGCCAGUGUACAGGCACCACCUGACGUGCAGCGUCGAUUGCCUCUGUCUGUUGGAGGCAUAUGCACACGCACACACACCAAGGGAAUCAUUCUGGUGCGUGCGACAUGGUGACACCCCUCCCCUCCCUCCCUCCCCAUCCUCCCUGCCUGUACAGAAACUAAGCGACCACGCACCUUGGGCAGACAGACAGACAGACAGCGAGCAAUUUCCCUCACCCACCACCGCCGCCGCCGUGCCGUUUAUACAGUAAACACAGCCGUACGCCUUGCCGACGGUUUCUUUCCCUCCUGACUCAGACAACUGUCUUUCUCAUUUGUGGAGUUAUCUCCACCGUCACCACUCUGCCCACCACAUCAUUAUCACCAAUCUCACCACCUGCUAAUGUCCUCAUGUCAGCGUCGGCCGCCACGACCGACGGCCACAGCAGCCGCCUCCCAUAGGUGACGAUGGACACCACCAGACGGCUGAACACCGACAGAGGGGUCGCCCACAAGGCACUAAAGGGCGGAGAGGGGGCGGACACGGAAUCCUCCUCUGAGGCUUCUGAGUCUUCUUCCGCCUCUCUCUGUUGCCGUUGCCGACAUUCCCUCUCCCUGUCGCCUGUGUGGGUGGCCAGCCUAAUCUCCAGCCUGUUCUUGUCCUCGGCCCUUUCGACCGUGACGCUCUCGGGCGGUGUGACCCUCACAGUGUAGCCAUGUGGGUAGUGGACGCCCUCAUUGAGGUACACGACGGUGGGGGCGUGGAUGCAGGGGUCGGGCUCGUAGGUGAGCACGAACAGGCCGGUGGCGGGGUCGAAGGAGGUGCGGUGGAGGGCACCCGCUAUGGCCAUCGGGUAGGUCCGCGACAGCACACGGACCUUCUCGUACUUGAGUUCCCCCGUGUCGACGUCCCAGAAACCUGCACAACAACACAAUACAACACACGGACGGACCUUCCUGUGAUGUUGGUUUCUGCCACAGGCACCCCCCCCCCCCUUCACACAGACGUACCUUGGAGGCGGUCUCCGUGGUUUUUGUCGUUGCCGAUAGGGAAGGUCUUGAAUGCCCACCAGGUCCACGACUGAUGGUGCACGUCAGCCAUGUCAAGCAGCGCCUUGAUGGGCUCCAGCUGCUCGGGCACCCCGUCCACCUCACCAAACUCAGUCAUGAAACCACCGUAGGCCGCGCCGCCCGUUUUCUUCUUCUUUCCUUUCCUGUUGGUGGCGCCGUCCAGGCGCCUCAGGUCCCAGAGCGCCAUCCGGAACAGCACUGUCAGGGCAAGCCGACAUAGGAAACGCUGAGACCUGCAGACAGACAAUGGACGGAUGGAUGGAUGGAUGCAUUGGCCAGGCACAAUGGAGAUGUGUCGCUUUGUGCGUGUGUGUGUGCGCACCAGCUGAUGGGUUUGCCGGCUUCGAAGGGCGAGCAGUAGAUGUGGUAGCUGAAGACGCCGCCGGGGUCGUCCGCCCCUAGGUUGAGGGGGUCGCCUCGCAGGCCGCUCUUGAAGAUGCUCGUGAAGGCCUUCUCGAAGAAGAUGAUGUGGUUCCUGUCCACCUCACGGAUGCUGCGCGUCAGACGCUGGUAGAACGGACGCAGAUUGGCGUAGUCUGAGUGACCCUGCAGGCAGAGCAGACAGACACCACAAGGCUCGUCACGUGCCAUUCCAUGGAAUCUGCGUGUGGCUUGGUGAGUGCCUCACUCACGGACCUGCACGAGCAGCAGUGUCAGGUUGUUGUAGAAGUCGCCUGUCCACGGCUCGUUCAUGAGCUCAUACCCCAACACAUGAGGGUUUUCCCGGAACCUGCUGGCCGCGUACCGCCAGACAUUCGAGAGGGCCGUCUGCGCCCCCGCCACGUCGUCGUAGAGGGCCUGGAAGCUCUUGCUGACGCGCUGGCUGAGGUAGUACUCGACGAAGAACGAGUUGUCGCAGUCGCUGGUGGACGGAGUGCCCUUGUCUGUGUUAUUGAACGGCGGGAGGAUGGGAGCGGGGAAGUCGUCCAUGUUGGUGUAGACGCCGUGGCGGUCGAACUCCUCCACCCAGAAGGACGGAAUGCCCUCGCCGCAGAAGGGCUCGCUGAACAAGUCCUGGUGCAGAUCGAGGAUCGUGUAGAUGCCUGCAACCAAUCAACCAAACAACCAAUGCAUUGACAGACAACACGUGGGAUGCUUGGGGUGGUGGGGCGGUUUGCGUCACUCGUGGGAAUGCUUGUAGGCUGGCUGGCUGACUGACCUCUGCUCGACAGCCUGUCCACGAUGCCCUCAAUGACCCCAAAGUAUGUAUGGUUGAAGCGCCGCCCGUGCGGCUCCAUGCCAGGCCACAUAAGGCCGAGGCGCACCACGUUGAACCCCCACUCCCUCAGGUGGUCUAUGUCCACGUCAGACAGGGACCGCCACGGAUCAAAAGGGGCGUCAGGGGCGGAUGGCGGGUGGAAGGGCGGCGACUUGAUGACCACGUUAACGCCGUGGAAGAGCCGCUGGCGGCCGUCCCGGUCCAUAAAGUGGCGGCUGGACGGAUCCACGUGAAUGAAGCCAUCACCCAAACCGACAAGAAGCAGCGUCGGGAGGAGAAGCCGCUGUAGGGGAGGGAUAAAGGCGGUAGUAGUGGAAGGCUGCUGAUGCCGCCGCUGUGGCCGUGGCGCAGUGCGUGGCCUGAGGGGCUCAGCUCCAUCGGAUGAGCCAUAUACUGGAUGGCUCGGCUCAGAACGAUAAUGACAUCUUCGCGCAGAGGAUUGUUGGCUUUGUCGCGGCUCCAUCUUCUGAAGAGGCGAGCGAUGGCUGAGA
This is a messenger RNA of Vitrella brassicaformis, 2919 nucleotides long. NCBI's taxonomy places the organism in Eukaryota, Vitrellaceae. The record is from the annotation of a GenBank genome assembly.